Molecule: messenger RNA, 3502 nt
Organism: Xenopus laevis (African clawed frog)
Lineage: Eukaryota; Metazoa; Chordata; Amphibia; Anura; Pipidae
Gene: gabrd.L
Product: gamma-aminobutyric acid (GABA) A receptor, delta L homeolog
Exons: 9
Coding region: 87-1445 (452 amino acids)
Source: RefSeq, a predicted model, not a curated record
CUGGCAGUUCAACAACUACAGCAUUGUGGAGCAGGUAGCAUUGCAGCAAUGCUGUAAUUUCUUAUUAUCCACUAACUUGGACAGACAUGGGAAGUCUUAGAUGGACUGUACUGGUCAUUUCCAUGACAUGCAUCCAGAUGCCUUUAUGUUUCAGCCAUUCUGAAGAUAUUGGAGAAUAUAUUGGAUCAAACAUUGAAAUAUCCUGGGUGCCUAACUUGGAUGACUUGAUGAAAGGAUAUGCAAGAAAUUUUCGACCUCGAAUUGGAGGUGCCCCUGUGAUUGUUGCUGUAGAUGUUGAAGUCACAAGCAUUGAUCACAUAUCAGAAGUAAACAUGGAGUACACCAUGACAGUUUUCCUCCAUCAAAGCUGGCGAGAUGAAAGACUCUCUUACAAUCAUACCAACAAGACUCUUGGCCUGGACAGCAGAUUUGUUGAGAAACUUUGGCUUCCUGAUACUUUUAUUGUAAAUGCCAAAUCUGCCUGGUUUCAUGAUGUCACUGUGGAAAACAAGUUAAUCCGUCUGCAGCCAGAUGGUGUCAUCUUAUACAGCAGCAGAAUCACAUCAACAGUGUCCUGUGACAUGGAUCUAACGAAGUAUCCCAUGGAUGAACAAGAAUGUAUGCUGGAACUAGAAAGUUAUGGCUAUUCUUCAGAAGAUAUUCUGUACCGAUGGUCAGAAAACCAAGAAAAGAAUCACGGGUUGGAUAAAAUUGAGCUGGCACAGUUUACAGUUACUAACUACAGAUUCACAAAAAAUGAGAUGAUUUUGAAAUCAGCUGGUGAGUUUCCCAGACUGAGCCUACAUUUCCAUCUAAGAAGAAAUAGAGGUGUUUACAUUAUAGAAUCCUAUGUACCUUCCAUCCUACUAGUUGCCAUGUCAUGGGUUUCCUUCUGGAUCAGCCAGGCGGCUGUUCCUGCCAGAGUUUCCUUAGGUAUCACUACUGUACUCACCAUGACAACUCUGAUGGUUAGUGCUCGAUCCUCUUUGCCAAGGGCAUCUGCCGUUAAAGCUCUGGAUGUCUACUUCCUGAUAUGCUAUGUAUUUGUAUUUGCUGCCCUGGUGGAAUAUGCUUUUGCUCACUACAGUGCAGACUACAUAAAAAAGGAGAAAGUGAAGACUAAAGCCAGCAAGAAGAACAAACAGGUACCAAUGAAUGAAGGACAACAUGCCAUUGUUUUACUUUCCCUUUCAAUAUUAGGAAUGGAUCAGUGUUUAAACCUUAUCAACAAACACCCCUUUGCUACCCAAAAUGAAGCCAGAUUAGAAGGAACUGGAAAAGAAAAACUACAGAUCUGCCAUGAAUCUAAACACGGGAAGCAAAGCCGAUUGAAAUCAUUACUGAGGCCUAUUGAGGCAGAUACAAUUGAUGUUUAUUCCAGGGCUGUUUUCCCAGCAGCCUUUGUAGCCGUCAAUAUUAUAUACUGGGUAGCUUACACAAAAUGAAGCAAUAAAGUGUCUCAGUUGCACCCUGUCUGUUCCUAUGGGAAGUAAACACAAAAGGAAACAAUUUGGCUUAAGCAGCUGCAAAACAUUGACAUUGCAAAAAGAUUUAUUCUAGAUGGAUAAAAAGUGAGAGCAUGUAAUGAGCCCCAAGUAUUGCUUGAGAUGCUGUUUUCUGUUUGCUUUUAGUUCCCAGAUGUUGCCUUUGUGAUAAACAUUAUGUCUUAUAUAACAAAGUGUUCCCACUCAAGCUCAACGGCACAAUAACUCCUAUCUCAUAGAAUAAGCCUUUAAGUGCACAGUUAGGAGUAAUUGUACACAACAAUCAGAUGAUGCUCAAGUUUGCUUACCCCAGCUUUUCAUAAUCCCGGGGAAUUUGUUCUUAGCGUGUUUUUCUACUUUUAAGUGCUUUUAAAGAUUUGUUGGUGAAUGAUUCACUGUUAUAUUUGGAAUGGAACAGUCUUCAUAUUUUUUAACUGCUUUGGAACGGAUUAGUUUUAGAUCCCUGUAUGUUUAUAAUAGCUUUACCAUAGUUAAACCAUAGUACAACUGCUCUGUGCAGAAAAUACAAUCUGCCCACACCCAGUUGUGAUCUGAACAUUCAGCCCCAGAGCCAAACUAUGCAGUGGUAAGGCCUAUGUUUGAAUCUGGUGGGUCAUGUACUAAUUACGCACAUAUGGGGGUCUGCUCCUAAGAUGAGCAUUAGUCUUGAUGACUGACACUGAUUCUACCUGAUCAGAUAUUGUUGCCCAGAAUGAAUGGCCGAGGGCCCUACAUAUGGUCAGCUGUUUCUGUUAUUUGCCCACCAUCUUGUUCUGUGUGUGGCCAGUGCAGUUUUCAGGUAAGUCAUUACCAUCCUUGGGGGGUGCCCUAAAAAUUGGCACCCCCCUAUCGAUUGGAGCUUUCUUUCUCCUUUUUAAAAACUUGGGGUAACAACUGCAAAAUGAUUAGCAUGGGGUAGAAAGGUACCAAAAACACGCAACUCUGAAUUAAACACGCAAGACAAUUUUGCUUGCAAUUAGUCAUGUGUGCCUCUAGAAUUUUCUUUUAUGAGCAUCUGUGAGGUGGCCGAACAUCUACCUCAAUGCACCAGGUAUCUGUGACUUUAUUUAAGUUAAGGUGUGCGAGAGCCAACUUUCUUGCAAAGAUGUCAUACUUGCCAUUAAGAGUAAUGCUAUUUUGGUUUCAUUAUGAGAUAGUUCAAAUUUCUAACAUCAUCCAAACACUGAAUAACUAGCUACAUAGAUGUGGUUCUAAAACAAUAUCUUGCCCUAACCCUCCUAUUAGUCUUUCAAUAGCAAUAUCAGUUAGGCCAGUGGCUUUAUGUUUUAUCUAAAACAUAACAUUUGACCAGUAUUUUCCUAAUUAUAGCUAAUUACAGGGAUGCACUAGUGCUCUGCCUUAUCAGUUGUCUGAAGGGUGUGGAUCUAUGUCACUGGUCACUUGUCAGAGCUGAGGAAAGUCAGUGAGUAUCCACCAAACCAAAUCAGCUUCUCUUCUCUUGUCUCUAUGAGUUAUCUUCACAGACUAGAAUGAACAAGCUGUAAAUGAACAUUUCUGCAAGAAUUGCAAAAAGGUAUGUCAUUAUUGUGGCUUGACUUCAAAAUAAUACAAGACUUCAAGAAUAAUAACAUUGUUAAAGUAAGACAAUUUAUGGGGUUUUUGUAGCUGGGUUCCUUUUUUACCCCUACAGCUACCUUGAAAUAGAUACUGUACAUGGGUAUGUCUGCAACAUAUUAAUAUCCAGUGACUUUGUAUCGAAGGAUUACACCUAUGGUCAAUGCCUUUUCAAUCCAUUUAUUGCAGCAGAAAAAAAAACAGCACAAGCUUUCUGGGGAUAUCCCGAAUAAUAUAAUAUUAAUAAUAUUUAAUCAAAUAAUAUUUAAAUUAAAUCAGUUAAGUAUUUUCCUAGAUUUAACUGAAUCAUAGACAGUCAGUAGACAAUUUAUGGGGUUUUGGUAGCUGAGUUCCGUUUUUAACUACAAUGUCUACCAUAAAAUACAUACAUAGGUAUGUUUGCAACAUAAUAAUACAAAUAAUAUUUAAAUCAAAACAAUGUA